Phaeodactylum tricornutum CCAP 1055/1 is the source of this 2542-nucleotide messenger RNA. RefSeq lists its product with no specific name. NCBI's taxonomy places the organism in Eukaryota, Bacillariophyta, Bacillariophyceae, Surirellales, Neidiaceae. The transcript is spliced from 2 exons. Gene Ontology annotation, molecular function: protein binding. Bases 20 to 2542 code for a protein of 840 amino acids. The record is from RefSeq and is a predicted model, not a curated record.
GUUCUUGACGUCCCUUAAGAUGGCCACAACGGGAGCUCCUACCGUUUAUCCUUAUAGUUACAAGUACACCCCCACCAUGGAGUCUCCGUACAAUAGCACUACCGCUGCCUAUCAUAGUCAGCGUUCCGUUACUCCCGCGACGAACAAUACCCGCGCAAUGAAUGGACGGUACUCGUCAGCCCCUCGCGAUCGCGUUGGAAAUCUUCCUCACCACACCACUCCGAGCCACAACCCGACUCGUGCCAUGACACCCGAUCGUUACAUGGGCGCGGCUUAUAACAGUAACGCUGCGGCAGAGGAGGUGCCACUACGCAGAGCGCCGGCGGCGAAUGGAUUGAUUCGUUUAAGUUUGAAGAAACCCAUGGGCAUCGUGUUCGAGCCAAUGUACGAUCCGCAACAACCUUCGCAUCAGCGAGGUGUCCGGAUUUGCGAUCUGCCUCGAACCGGUGCUGCCGCUCUUUCACAUCAGCUCGAGAUUGGCGACGAGCUUUUGAGCAUUAACGAUAGAACCGUUUCGAGACUGAACUUUGACGAAAUUAUGGAUUUCAUCAUUGAAGCGGAUCCGGAAUGCGUGCAUUUGUUGUUUCGCCGCCCACGGAAGACAGCCACAGUUUCGCCCCGAGCUUUGUCGGCACCAAGGAAGAUCGAGAACCCUCCUGCCGAAAACACUGCUUCCAAAAUAAAAUGGGAAGAACCGGAACGCACUAUAUCUGAGAAAAAGAAACGACCCAAAAAAGGGACCAAAAAGCUGCGCAAAACAAAAAAGAAGGCGUCUCGUGAAGACGAAACGACUGGGACACUUACAGAAGGAGACGAGUCCUACGUCCAGCCAAAAUCAUCUCGGCGAAGUGGCAAUCGCGGUUCCAAAGCAUCGAAUCCCUAUGAAUCCGAGUCCUUCUUGGACACGUUGAUUGACACUAUUUGUUCGAACUCCAACAAUAUUUGUCGUGACACUUUUCGAAGGGUGGGUUCGUUUUCGGAUUACGAGGAUUCAUUAGAAAACGAAACGCUUACAUCGGAACGCGACGAGUCCUCCUAUGUUACUUACGAAGACGACUCGACGGUGGACCCGCAAACUAGGAAAAAAGGAUCUGCGUCAAAACCCAACAUGAAAAAAGAUGAAAAGCAUGACAAUGCACACGUUCCCGUGAGCAAAGUCACCGACCACCCCGAACAAUUAGUUUUGCCCGAUACAGCCAUCUCUAAAACCAUGUCGAUAUCUACUCCGAAGCAGCCUUCACCGCCAGCGAUACCAACAACGGCUUUGGGCCCCAUCAAUACAACCGCAAAAACUCCUGCUGCUCCAGUUCAAGAAGUCGAAUACGAUGAUGAAUUUGACCAUGGUGCGGAGGUUUCCGUUAUGGAAAGUUUAGGGGGGCCGUCUUUGUUACUUGAAAAACAACGCAUCGCUAUGAAGACACAGGCGGCCAUCACCAAUCACACUGUGCCGGAAGACAUAAUUUCCCAAUUUGGUCAGGGUUACCCAGCUCACCCAGGCAUGUCGACGGCCGAGACUAUCCAAGCUGAUCCUCUCCAGUUCUAUUCAUAUGUUGUUGAGUCCUUGCUUGAACAAUACGAACCGGAGAAAGUCCGACUUUUGGACAAGCUGCUGGCGAAGUAUACAGGACGCGAAGACCAUUUAGUGCAAAAACUGUCGGUUCGUUACCAAACGCAAAAUGGCACAAGCAAUGAUCAAGCCUUUAAUGAUGCUGUUCAAAAAACAAAGUCGAGUCUAGCAGCGGAUGUUGCCAUUACUGCUGCAAAGUACCGCAUGGAAGAACAAGGAUCUUGGCCCGAGAAGGAAGAAAAGGUGGACGAUAUGCCAGUCUUGAGCUCUCGCUUCUCAGAAAAGGAAGAUGAGGACGAAGAUGAUGAUCAUCGCGCUAUGGAAGACGAAGAUGAUGAAAGCGGCUCAGAGUAUUCGAAUGACGUCGAUGGCACAUCUCCUGCCGUAAUUGCCCAAGUGUCUGAGCUGCUCAACUAUGUGUAUGGCAAAACAUCGGUACCCGGUCAAAUCGAUCGUGUGAGUACCAUUAUGCGAGCAUACGAAGGGCGCGAGGCGGUCCUGCUUGAAUUGCUGGAAACCAAAGCUCUGAUCAAGGCUAAGAAAGAAAAGGAAAAAUCUGGUCCCUUGCCAUCCUUUUUACGGCACUCCCAAACAACCAAUAAUGUUGCAAAUGUGUACGGCCACACUUUGCCGCCCGUCACGCCCAUGGCGACAAAUGAGGCUUUGGAAGCGAACGGUUCUGCAGCUCUUUUACAAGACGAUAUUUCAAGUAUGAGUGGCAUUUCGAGUCCCGCUGAUGAACAUGGAAUUGGUCCGACGGCACCAAGGACGAAUGAUCAUCAAUUGGACUUUUCUUCCACAAACAGACAAACGGAAACGACAGCAAUGCCUGCUGCUGUGAUACCAAAGAAGAAAAAAGGUUUGUUUGGCGGCUUGUUCAAGAAAAAGUCAACGAUUACUACGCCGAAUCGAGCUGUGCGCCACAAAAACCACCGGACCGUAAAAGGCGUCACCAGCUUGGAGGGAUCCAUCUAA